Molecule: messenger RNA, 2748 nt
Organism: Microplitis mediator
Lineage: Eukaryota; Metazoa; Arthropoda; Insecta; Hymenoptera; Braconidae
Exons: 2
Coding region: 150-2222 (690 amino acids)
Source: RefSeq, a predicted model, not a curated record
UCAGUCAAAUAAAUAAAUUAUCUGUAACCUCAUCCAUAACUUUCUGCCUAAAAAAAAAAUUAAUUACAAAUUAAAUGCAUCGAUCAUAAUGAAGUCAGUAUUCCCUUUAUCACAAAAUUUAUCACAGUAUAAAUAUAUAAAUCACCGUGAUGUUGAACUCAGUACCAAAGCAAAUAGUUUUGACACUUCAGUCUUCACCCCCGUUUCUCCUUGAAAUAAUUCUCGCUAUCACAAUAGCUCUCCUCUUAUCAAUCCCUUUGAUCACCCGGCUCCAGUACUUUCUCGGUUAUGUAGAAGAGCCACUCGCUUCCUUUGAUCUCUACAACCCCCGACGUCACAUCCACGAGCCGAUAUCGUCAUCAACAUCAGGAUCCAAUGAAAGCCUGAGCCGCUACCCCCUGCGUCAUGUAAACUCAUCACCGGACAUUAAAAAUUCAUAUUUAAAUACUUUUACUAUGGACAUAAAUCCUUCUUAUCACCACAGUAAUAAUUCUACAGACUAUCCUAUUUCAGUCGCAUACGACUACGGUUACUACAGACACAAAUUGAUAGAGACAAAUUUAAAACAACAUUACGGUAACCAGGCACCCGGAAAUGUUGUCCUCAAUUCCCUGCAUCUCAGUUCAAUCGACUCUCAAACGGACUUACGGUUGAGCGAAAAAUAUAAUCACAGUUUUUUUGAACUCAUUCCCGAACCCGCGGAUCCGUAUCAAGAAAAACGGGACCAAUUGGUCACGAUCAUUCAUCCGCGGGAUCAUUUUCUGAGGAAAGGGGCUCGGAGGCACGAGUCUGCUGAUAAAUCCACUGAGACUCUUUUUAUCAGUAACGUCAAUUGUAAUUUAAAUAAUGAUUUAGAUGACAGCGAGCUCAAGGAGCGACUUCCGAGCCCGCGACAAAUGAAAAUCCAUCGAAUAAAAAAAGACAAGUCGUCAAAUGACAACGUAAAAGUAUUCAAAUUUAAAAUUGAUUCGAAUGAGUUUAAUUCGCGGCCUAUGAGUCCGUUCAAAGGUAAAAGUGCCGACGGUGAUUCGAGUCCGCGGGAAGAUUCGAAAUCCAGCGCGGGAAAAAUCGCCAAGAAUUUGAAUGAAGGGAAAGUUAAGAAGCCACGCAAGCAAAGGCGGGAAAUAAAGGCGGGAGUUGAUAAUUUUAAGGAAAUUAGUUCGGAUAAACAUUUAAUUAAAGGUGAUAAUGAUAAUGGCGGGCAAUAUGACUCGUUGAUUAUCGAGGAGAACAAUGGAGUCGGUCGUAAUUUGAAUAAUUCGGAGGUCGAGUUGGAAAAUUUCGAGAGGAAAAUAAGUUCAAUGACAAUUCAAUUGAACGUCGACUCGGAAAAUAAUUUGGGGGAUACAUUAAAUCUUAGAGGAAAUGGAUGCGAGGUUGAGGGUGGGGGUGGGAGUAAGAAUGGGAAAGAUUUCGAAUGCAGUUUAAAUGAAGAAGUAGAAGAAAAAGUAAAGAAGGAUGUGGAAGUAGAAAAAUGUUUGGCGGCAGUAAGUGAUGUAUUGAGUUCGCAAAGUUACUACGGGAGUUCAGGUGUGACAGGAACUGCGACUGUGACUGGAACUGUCACGGGAGUUGGAGCUCGGGUUGGGGUUGGGGGUGGGGCUGGAAGUGGGAGUGGAAUCGGAUAUGGAGGGCAAAGAGAAAUUGAAAAACGUUCGCGACCCAACACGUCUAGUGGAGUGCUCACAAGAGCUUUUAAACAUCUGACGCCAAAAGUUAACUCGAGACCGCGCUCAUCGGGUGGCGGAUUCGCUUGGGAAGUUCCUGAUAUCUCAGGUAAAGUAUGGUCGGAUGAUAAUUCUGAAGAGAUGAAAAAUAAAAGUAAAACUCCUACAACUCCGACGCGGAUGAGAAGACCGAGAUCCGCGAACCCGCAGAUUUAUCGAAAGAAAUCAGACCCCGUGCUGCCGGUCCUUGAGAGCAUUAUUGAUUUGACUUUUGACACGGCUGACAUGCUGGAUCCGUUUAGUGUCGACUGUCAGGCCAAAGGGGAAGACAAAAAUCCCCCGUUGGAGCUAAAACAUUCUGUCAGUGAUAAUUUAAAUGGGGAUGAUAGUGGGGGUAAAAGUAAAAUUAAAAAUAAAGGGAAAAAAUCGGUCAGCAGAAAAAUGAAACCUGAUAAAUUAGUAAGUCAAGAUUUGUCGCAGAAGAAACCCUUUUUAAGAUCAAGAUCUGGCAAAUAUUCAGUACUGAAAGUUACUAAAUUUAAAAACAAAAAAUAGUAAAAUUUUAAUAAAAUUUUUGAAAUUAAAACCUUUUUUUUUUGCAUGUAGUCUUUAAUCGCUCGGCACGGCUGAACUAUCAGUGCUACAAAAAAAAAGUCUGAUAGUUUUUUGUUGCAAAUUUUAUGCUCUACAAAAAAGGUCCUCAGCAAAAUUACCCCCAGUCUAUCAGUUAAAAAGUUAUCGUCAAACGAUUGAUCCUAAAUGCACAUUGAUUUUGACUGUCUACUAAAACUUUUGCCUGCAACUGCGAAACUAAUAAUCCCACGGCAAUUUUACAUUAGAAUUUUUUGUCGAGCAUAAAAUUUCCUACAAAAAAGUCAAAUGAAUUUUUUUGAUGCGGCCGUUAGUUUAUCCGUUAUCGUCUUCCGAAGCUAGGACUAAUAAAUUAAUUUAGUCCGCCCACUCUUAUUUUUUGCAACUCAGUCUUAUUUCAUAUAUAUUUAUAUUUAUGUGUUAUUUUAUUUUCUCUAGAGGAAAGGAUUUUUUUUUAUAUAUAUAUAAUUUUAUUUAUAAGUAAUAAAUG